AUGAAUAAGCUAACAGAGCUUUUAAUUGAUUAAGAAGAAAAAUAAUCAAACUUUAUUACGCAAUAUUGCAAACCUUUAAGAAUUCUAGGAAGAGGAGGGUUUUCGACAGUAGUAGAGAUACAAAAUUUGAUGACAAAUAAGAAGGCUGCGCUUAAAAUAAUGGAGAAAUAAAAGUUCAAUAGUUUACAAUUAGAGGUUCUUAGAAAGGAAGCCCAAUUGUUAAGUUAAUUGAAUCAUUAAAAUAUUGUAAGAGUUACAUUUGUAUGAUUGCUUUGUGUUAUUGUAGAGUAAAGAAACGAAAAAUAAAUUAUUUAUAAUGAUGGAUCUCAUCACAGGAGUUACAUUGGAAUAAUUUUAAUAAAGCAAGUUAGAUGAUUAGAUAGUACUUAGUAUUGUAAAAUAAUUAUUACAGGCAAUAAAAUAUUUGCAUUCUAAGGAUAUAAUACAUAGAGACAUAAAACCAGGUAAAAUAAAUUAAUUUUUAGAGAAUAUUAUGAUAACUUAAAUAGGAGAAGAUGUUCGUUUAACUUUAAUUGAUUUUGGACUUUCAGCAUAAUUGACUUAUAUGGAAGGUUCUGGAAUCAUGAGUGAUAAUUGUGGAACUUUCUUGUACAUGGCUCCAGAAAUGAUAUAGAAAAAGAAAUACAAUAGAGUAAAAUCACAUGCUUAAAUAGUAAGAGUGUGGAUAUAUGGGCAAUAGGGAUAGUGGUUUUCAAUCUUUUAACUUAAGGAAAACAUCCUUUUUACCAGUAAUUUGAUGAUAAAGAAUCCUAUUGUGAAAAGAUAUAGUGGAUGAAAUGGAAUUGGUAACCUGGAAUGAAUAAUAAUUCUAUCAAUUUCUUAAUUAGAACAGUAGCAUACUUACCAGAAAAUCGAUUAAAUAUCAUUUAAUGUUUAGAACAUCCUUGGAUUACAGGUAAGGAAGAUUCUUCUGAACCAUUUACUUUUAUCGAAAUCCUUAAAAGUCAUUGUAAUUUUUAAAAAAUAAAAUCACUGAUCUAAGCUAUUCAAUUUAUUCAAAAACUUAAAAUCUUAUGUCCUAAUGUUAAUUAAUUUAAACAUUAUUCAACUCCUAAAGAACCUAAUAUUAUUAUAAAAAUACCUAAGAUAAAAUAACAAUCUAAUGAGAAAUAUAAACAAUUCAAAUAAGAAGCUCUUCAUGGAUCUAAUGUUGAUAGUGCUUCUAUUGGUUCUAAUAGAGUUUCUUAAUUUAAAAUUUAAACAAUUACUCUUAAAUCUUAAAGAAGAGAAAGGACUUCUUGUGAUUAAUUAUAAAAGUUAUAAGAACAAAAAGAACCUUCUAAAUUUUUAUUUCCUCAUUUUCCCAGAUCAUUGGAAAGAAGUGUUAAAUCAAUUCAAACUACUAACACUACUGCUGAUAAUUCUUUAAAUCAAUCAUCUAUUCUUCAAAAAUCUGGUAUCAUAGAUAGUAGACAUUCAUUAAAUAAUAAAUCAACUCUUUAAUAAGUAAAUACAAUUUAAGAUAAUUAGUUAAAGAGAACUACUCACGUAUCCAGAGGUUAGAAUAUUAUUAUACAAUAAGAAUUGUUACAAAGUUAAAGGGUGAGAAUUAAGAAACCUCCCAUCUAAAAAAAGUCUUUAAAUGAUUGAACAGAAAUAUAUACUGUAUAUAUAUUUAAUAAUUGUUAAUUUAUCAAUUAANUUAGAUGAUUAGAUAGUACUUAGUAUUGUAAAAUAAUUAUUACAGGCAAUAAAAUAUUUGCAUUCUAAGGAUAUAAUACAUAGAGACAUAAAACCAGGUAAAAUAAAUUAAUUUUUAGAGAAUAUUAUGAUAACUUAAAUAGGAGAAGAUGUUCGUUUAACUUUAAUUGAUUUUGGACUUUCAGCAUAAUUGACUUAUAUGGAAGGUUCUGGAAUCAUGAGUGAUAAUUGUGGAACUUUCUUGUACAUGGCUCCAGAAAUGAUAUAGAAAAAGAAAUACAAUAGAGUAAAAUCACAUGCUUAAAUAGUAAGAGUGUGGAUAUAUGGGCAAUAGGGAUAGUGGUUUUCAAUCUUUUAACUUAAGGAAAACAUCCUUUUUACCAGUAAUUUGAUGAUAAAGAAUCCUAUUGUGAAAAGAUAUAGUGGAUGAAAUGGAAUUGGUAACCUGGAAUGAAUAAUAAUUCUAUCAAUUUCUUAAUUAGAACAGUAGCAUACUUACCAGAAAAUCGAUUAAAUAUCAUUUAAUGUUUAGAACAUCCUUGGAUUACAGGUAAGGAAGAUUCUUCUGAACCAUUUACUUUUAUCGAAAUCCUUAAAAGUCAUUGUAAUUUUUAAAAAAUAAAAUCACUGAUCUAAGCUAUUCAAUUUAUUCAAAAACUUAAAAUCUUAUGUCCUAAUGUUAAUUAAUUUAAACAUUAUUCAACUCCUAAAGAACCUAAUAUUAUUAUAAAAAUACCUAAGAUAAAAUAACAAUCUAAUGAGAAAUAUAAACAAUUCAAAUAAGAAGCUCUUCAUGGAUCUAAUGUUGAUAGUGCUUCUAUUGGUUCUAAUAGAGUUUCUUAAUUUAAAAUUUAAACAAUUACUCUUAAAUCUUAAAGAAGAGAAAGGACUUCUUGUGAUUAAUUAUAAAAGUUAUAAGAACAAAAAGAACCUUCUAAAUUUUUAUUUCCUCAUUUUCCCAGAUCAUUGGAAAGAAGUGUUAAAUCAAUUCAAACUACUAACACUACUGCUGAUAAUUCUUUAAAUCAAUCAUCUAUUCUUCAAAAAUCUGGUAUCAUAGAUAGUAGACAUUCAUUAAAUAAUAAAUCAACUCUUUAAUAAGUAAAUACAAUUUAAGAUAAUUAGUUAAAGAGAACUACUCACGUAUCCAGAGGUUAGAAUAUUAUUAUACAAUAAGAAUUGUUACAAAGUUAAAGGGUGAGAAUUAAGAAACCUCCCAUCUAAAAAAAGUCUUUAAAUGAUUGA
Messenger RNA from Paramecium sonneborni, 2907 nucleotides. Lineage: Eukaryota; Ciliophora; Oligohymenophorea; Peniculida; Parameciidae. The record is from the annotation of a GenBank genome assembly.